UUUGCCGCUUUUAGAGUGUUUUUUGUCGUGUUAUUAUUACAUUUUGUACACUGUCUUAAUAAUACCAUCCAAUAAACUAAUCUAAUUUAAGACGCUGUUUUAAACCUUAAUUAAAGAGCUUGGCGGUUUGCCGUUAGACGGAGCAGGCUGCCGUUGCCGUUAGCAGCUAAUGCUAACCUGAAGUCGUCUCUGUCAUCGAAGACAAACGUACAGCUCAACAUGUCUCUAAAGGCUGUGGACGGAAUACUGUCCAGCCUGAAGUUAUGUCAGACAGACAUUGGGACAGGAAUGGACAUCGUAACAGAUGUCGCUAUGGACCUGGUGGAAGCUCAGAAUGAAGAGAUGGACCCUGGCAUCAAAGAGAUGGAGGCCAUGAUUCUGGAGUGCGCAAAGCUGGACAGGGAGAUAAACUACUUUGUUGAUAUUGUACAGCAAAACACAGCUGAGGUCACUUCACAGCAGCCAGAGGCCAUGUUCAGCCUGUUUGCCAGAGUCAAGGAACAGUUUGCAGAGAGAAUUGCUCAACUGUCCGAUGCUGACCUGCACAAUCACCAGAAGGUUGCUGCCUUCAAGGAGAGCAUCAAGAACUCUUUCCAGCAAGCCAACCAAGAGUCAGCAGAGAACAUGGAGGAGCUCGAUGACGACAUCGCUGUCACGCAGAGCCAACUCAAUUUCACCUGCCCACUCACACAGGCGGAAAUGGUGAACCCGAUGAAGAAUAAGAAGUGCAACCACCACUACGAUGAAAAAGCCAUACUGAGUCUGAUCAAAACAAAGCACAGUCAGAAAAAGAAGUGCCGCUGUCCUGUGGUGGGCUGUGGAAACACAGACGUGAUAGAGUCAGACCUCAUUCGUGACCAGAUACUGAGGAGAAGAAUCCAGAACCAAAGGCGACAAACCAACAAGACAUAAUGUUCUGCAUUUCUGUUAAGUGGAUUUGUAUUUCUGUAAUCUGUACUUUGAGAGCAGAAUGUUUGGUAAUCUUUUGAAAAGCAUGUUUGGACCAGUUGAAUUUAAGUUUCAAGAUAAGGAUUUGUCAGUUGUUGUUUUUUUUUCUAGAAGGGGGCGGCUCAUGUUUUGCCAUUUCAAUGGGUGUAAAUUAAAACUUUAUAAAUUCCUAAAUAAAUAAUACUAUAUUAAA
Messenger RNA from Girardinichthys multiradiatus, 1141 nucleotides. RefSeq names its product NSE2 (MMS21) homolog, SMC5-SMC6 complex SUMO ligase (gene nsmce2). The transcript has 6 exons. Gene Ontology annotation, molecular function: SUMO ligase activity; zinc ion binding. Bases 220 to 912 code for a protein of 230 amino acids. Gene Ontology annotation, cellular component: nucleus; Smc5-Smc6 complex. NCBI's taxonomy places the organism in Eukaryota, Metazoa, Chordata, Actinopteri, Cyprinodontiformes, Goodeidae. The record is from RefSeq and is a predicted model, not a curated record. Gene Ontology annotation, biological process: protein sumoylation; double-strand break repair via homologous recombination.